Molecule: messenger RNA, 734 nt
Organism: Symbiodinium necroappetens
Lineage: Eukaryota; Dinophyceae; Suessiales; Symbiodiniaceae
Source: the annotation of a GenBank genome assembly
AUGCCGGAUGCACACAAAGAUCAACCACGACGCUGCAAAGAUAAAGAUGAGCUUGCUUUGGAUGCCUUGGCUGUCUACAGCAUCCGCCUCCUUUGUGGAGAUAUGGUGGAGCGUGCAAGCUCUGGCCAUUUGGGCACGCCAUUUGGUUGUGCGCCGCUGGCCAACGCUCUUUGGGGGAGCAUCAUGAAGUUCUCGCCCAACAAGAGAUGGCUCAAUCGCGAUCGCUUCGUCCUGUCCGUGGGGCAUGCGUCCGCUUUGCUUUACAGCAUGCUUCACCUGGUCGGAACGGGAGCCGGAGGACCCUACGAAGUCUGCAUGGAGCAGCUGAAGCAGUUUCGCCAAGCGGGCAGCAGCACCCCCGGGCACCCGGAAUUUCGAAUGACCAGUGGUGUGGAGGUCACCACGGGGCCCCUUGGCCAGGGCUUUGCCAAUGCCGUCGGGAUGGCCAUCUCCGAGGCCCACCUGGCUGCCCGCUUCAAUCGCGAAGGCUUCCCGCUCUUCGAUCACUACACCUAUGUGCUCGCUGGUGAUGGCUGCCUGAUGGAGGGUGUAGCGCAGGAGGCUUCCUCCCUGGCUGGGCACCUCCGUCUGCACAAGCUCAUCGUCUUCUACGACGACAACAAGGUCACGAUCGACGGCGGCACCGACCUCGCUUUUAGCGAGGACGUCGGCGGCGUCUUUGCGGCCAAGGGAUGGAACGUUCUCCGCUUGGAGGAUGGAAAUCAGGUGAGUUC